Molecule: messenger RNA, 773 nt
Organism: Solanum dulcamara
Lineage: Eukaryota; Viridiplantae; Streptophyta; Magnoliopsida; Solanales; Solanaceae
Product: peptidyl-prolyl cis-trans isomerase CYP18-2
Exons: 6
Coding region: 92-586 (164 amino acids)
Biological process (GO): protein folding; protein peptidyl-prolyl isomerization
Cellular component (GO): catalytic step 2 spliceosome
Molecular function (GO): peptidyl-prolyl cis-trans isomerase activity
Source: RefSeq, a predicted model, not a curated record
GCUAAAGCAAGGGUUUCACCUGCCUUACCAUAAUUUGAAAAUUUGUUCACUGAACACAGAGCUCUAAAACCCCUCUAUUUGUGUAGCAGAGAUGUGGCCGAGUGCAGAAGGAGGGCCACCGGAGGUCACUCUCGAAACUUCCAUGGGUUCUCUUACACUUGAGAUGUAUUACAAGCAAGCUCCAAGAACUUGCCGGAAUUUCAUAGAGCUUGCUCGAAGAGGCUACUAUGAUAAUGUCAAGUUUCACAGAAUCAUUAAGGAUUUUAUUGUGCAAGGUGGAGAUCCAACUGGUACAGGAAGAGGCGGAGAAUCUAUCUAUGGCCAGAAGUUUGACGACGAGAUAAACCCACAGCUAAAGCAUACAGGAGCAGGUAUCAUAUCCAUGGCUAAUGCUGGACCAAAUACAAAUGGAAGUCAAUUCUUCAUCACCUUGGCACCUGCACAGUCACUUGAUGGGAAACAUACUAUUUUUGGAAGAGUUUGUCGGGGAAUGGAAAUUGUCAAGAGACUUGGCAGUGUACAGACUGAUAAUACUGACAGACCAAUCCAUGAUGUGAGGAUAUUGAGGACUACUGUCAAAGAUUGAUGUUCUGCAUCUUCAAAAAACAAUUGUUGUAUGAGCUAGACAUCCAUGGGAUGGUAUAGUGUUUUAAUUUUUGUCAUCACAACUAAGAUCCAUUAUAUCUUCUGCUUUUUAAGUGUAAAACUGAUCUAGGUCUAUAUGUGGGGAUGUGGAUACUAAUUUUGUGCUAGUAAAACCAAAAUGAUACUAA